AUGAGUUAUAAUCAACGAGAUCAAAAUAAUAAUGAAAAUCAACUACAGAGAAGUAAUGCGGGAUCAAAUAUAUCUAUGACUAGAAGGUCACCGUCCAUUCUUGUAACGGAUUCUCGUUAUUCCAAGAAUAGAGGACAUGCGCCCUUUGCAGGCCAUGCUGCAACUAGUGAAUCCAGAGGUUUAACAAAUACACAUGUUCAAUUAAAAAGACAAAAUUUAAACGAUCCUGGCAGUCAUAACAGUAAUAAUAAUUACAAUGACUAUAACAGCUACGGUUCUCUUAGCGGUAUAUCUAGUAAUCAGCAUGGGACAAAUUUUGGAGGCAGACAUGAACAAUUAAAGAACAGUUUUGCGAAAUCAAGACUUCGGAGAAAAUCGAAAGGUCAAUUCAGUGACAUUACUCUGGAUAAUAUACUAUCACAAAGUUCUGAUAUCCCAUCUGGUCGUCGAGAACAACGACGGACUUCCUCAUCAUCAUCCUCUGCAGCAAUGGAAAGAUUUUCUAAUUAUGAGAGACUGCGUGUAUCUUCUAAUUAUAGAAAGAUGAUAAAUCCUUUACCAACAAGAAAAUCAAAGAUUUCACAAAAAUUGGUUUUAAUUCCAGAAGAGAGUUCUCUUCAUGAUAAUGGGUUGUUCCAUAGCAUGGGUAGGAAUGCAACACGUACUUCAGUAGCUAAUAUACAGGAAAAUGAUCCAAGAAAUCUCACGAUGGAUAAACUAAGGUACAAGAAUAAACAGAAACAGAAAUUACCUCGAUUGACUGCAUAUAACAUUGCCGACGGAUUUAAUUUAAAGGUAAUGUCGAGAUUUUUGAAAAAGACUCAUGAAGUAUCACCAAGGCUGUAUGAUGACUGUCUUUAUGUUCCUUAUGUGUUGCCACUAUUACCUGGUAAGGAUGGAUUUAGAAUCAAAUCCAACAUAUCCAAGAGAACCGUUGGAGGGAAGACAAUCAUGGAUAAACUUAUUGAUACAAGUGAAAUGAGAGAUCAUCAUUAUGAAUAUUAUUCUGGGGUAGAAACGGUCGAAGAUAUGAAUAAUAAUUAUGAAUUAGAGACUACGCAAGCAGUUCCAGAAAAUAAAAAUGAUCCUGCGACAGUUAUUCCUGAUCAUUUACCUGGACCUACAACAUCAAAUCCAGAUGCUUUCAAUCCCAGCGAGCCUCAGUUCUUUGCUGAAGAGAGAGUUACAUCAGAAAAUGAUGAUGUUGAGAUACCUGACGACUCAACGAAAUCUUUACAUAUUAAAGGUAAUGAAACGGGAGCUAAUAACAUUUCACCGAAUUCGGAUAAGUUUAAAAGAGAUCAGCCUAACAAUAAUAUGAAUAACCAUGACAGAAGUUAUAGCGAUUCAAAUUCAGAUAAGGAUACUGAUAAGUCUACGUCUUUACUAAUUAACCAUGCAGAAAAAAAGCAUUCUGAAAUUUUUAUAUUUCAUUAUGGUGUAGUGGUAUUUUGGAAUUUUACAGAGACCCAGGAGAAAAAUAUCCUAGGGGAUAUCACUUUUGCAGAUAACAAGACAAUUAUACAUAAGCCUCUAGACGAACAAGAUAUUGAGAUAGAGGAAUUUCAUUUUGAAUAUGAUAUGGAGACAGAGAGACCCAGAAUAUUCAAUGAUGUUAUCACUCUGCGAUCAGGCGAUCACAUAAUAAAACUUACUCUUUCGUAUGCAAUCGCUCAAUCAUCUAAACUGUCGAGGUUUGAAUCUAGAAUAUCUCCGAUUUUAACAGCAGUAACAAAGCUUCCGAAAAGGUUAGCACUGUAUGGUACACUCGGACUGAAAAGAGAACAACUGUUAAAGAAAUCCGGUAAAUUAUUCAAAUUACGAGUAGAUGUUAAUCUUUCUUCCAGUGUACUUGAUACACCAGAUUUCUUUUGGUCAGUAGAGCCUAGUUUGCAUCCUCUUUAUGUUGCAAUGAGAGAAUAUUUAGAAAUCGACAAACGUGUUCAAGUUGUCAAUGAUCGUUGUAAAGUCUUUUUGGAGUUCUUUGAUAUAUGUGUCGAUUCCGUUGCUGAAAGAAAUAUGGCUAGAGUUACCUGGUGGUUCAUAAUCGUAAUUUUGUUAGGGGUAUUAUUCUCAUUAAGUGAGAUCUUAGUUAGGUAUAAUAUUAUUCAUAAUAAUCCAACAUAA
This is a messenger RNA of Maudiozyma saulgeensis, 2127 nucleotides long. NCBI's taxonomy places the organism in Eukaryota, Fungi, Ascomycota, Saccharomycetes, Saccharomycetales, Saccharomycetaceae. The record is from the annotation of a GenBank genome assembly.